Messenger RNA from Apis mellifera (honey bee), 7679 nucleotides. RefSeq names its product serine/threonine-protein kinase atr-like. Gene Ontology annotation, biological process: telomere maintenance; DNA damage checkpoint signaling; protein phosphorylation. Gene Ontology annotation, molecular function: protein binding; protein serine/threonine kinase activity. Bases 169 to 7638 code for a protein of 2489 amino acids. The record is from RefSeq and is a predicted model, not a curated record. Gene Ontology annotation, cellular component: nucleus. Lineage: Eukaryota; Metazoa; Arthropoda; Insecta; Hymenoptera; Apidae. The transcript has 39 exons.
UUUAGUGAAUCACAUUCAAUUUGAUUGAAUCUGAUGUGAUGAGAUCCAAUUUACAUUAUUUUUAAACGAAAUCUUCUGUUCGUUGUAAUAAAUUUAAAAAUAAUUUCAUUUUAUUAUAAUGUAAUAUUUAAUUUUAUAUAUUUCAUAUUUCAUAUUUAAGACAAUAAUAUGGAAGUACACGAUAAUUCAAUUAAUUCAAUUCAAAGUAAUACCAGUAAUAUAACAGUGGCAGAUUCGGUAUGGAAAUUCAUCAAUAGUCCUGUAAUUGCAAUAUUUUCUGAUUUAAAAAAUGCAACUGCCAAACAAACUCUUUGUUCUCUUUUGGAAUCUAUAAUUAAACGAUCAGCUACUUUAACUACAGUUUUAGUUCCACCUUUUAGCAAUGGGAUGCAAAAUGAAACAUUAAAAUGUCAAUAUACUGCAUUUACCACUUGGUUGUUCGGCAUUAUGUUUUAUUUAGUAGGAAAUCCUUUAAGUAAUGAAAUUCUCAACAACAGUAUAGAGAUACAAGCAUGUAUGCUUAGAAUAUUAUCUAGACAUCAUAUUACAAUGUUUGAAACAAUUAGCAAUGAAUAUAUGGAUAUUCUUGAAGAAAUAUCAGAAUUUUAUAGAAUGAAUUCAGAAGAAGAUAGAAUUAUAUUAAGCAAAUUUUAUACAGAAAGAAAUAUCAUAGAAAAUUUGGAUCUACAAGCGUUUCCUGUAACAAUAAAAUAUUAUGAUUUACCAUUAGUACAAACAUCUAUUUUUAAAAUUAUAACGAAAACAGGAGUUUUUGUUUGGAACCAUAAAAUAUUAUCUGAAAGAAUAUUAAAAAUAAUGAUUAUAUCUGUUCCAAAUGUAAAAUUUAUAGCAUUAGAUCUUUCUAUAAAAUUAAUGGAAUUUUCAUUAUUUAGCAAACAAGAAUAUGAAAAUUUGAUUCUCUAUAUUAUUGAGAUUAUUAAAAUGCUCCCUAUUUGGAUAAACUUAUAUGAUAUAACAGAGAAUCAAUUAAAUCAAUUUUUAUGGACAUGUAUUCAAUUUAUUCAAUUUUUGCCAUUAUCUUCAAAUGGUACUGAAUUAUGCUUUCAAAUCAUUGAUUUUACAAUUAGUGAAAUAAAAUGUAAUAGCAAUUUUAAUGCUAUAGAACAAAUAAAAAAAGUUGCAUAUAACAAAAUUCUGCAAAAUUUUAUUAUGAAACCAAGAAUUUAUACUUUUUCUAAAACAAAAAAAUUUAUUUCAUAUUUUGAAUACUAUCCGGAUUUCAUUAUUAUUUUUAUUCACUAUAUUCUUAUUGAUAUGAAACAUGUAAUUAAUGCAAAUAUUUGUACAUGUGACUCAUGGAAUUUAUUAAAAAAAGAAUUAAUAACAGCAACACAGAAAGAAAAAUUUAAAAUCACUAUGCAUAUUUUAAAAGCAUCUCGUAUUUUACAAUCAUGGUUAAAAGAACUACAAUUGGAAAUGAUUUUGUAUACAGAUGAGUUAGAUUAUAUUUUAAAGUUAUUGUUGCAGAAUCUAAAUUCUGGACAAUAUGAACAAAAAAAUGUAAUUUUUGAAUGUUUAAUUCAUAUGAUAGCACAUGAUGAAUCAAAUAAAGAUUUAAUUCAGAAAAUAUUAACAUUACCAUUUAUGCAACAUAUUGAAAUUUCUAUGGAUAUAAUAAAUAAUCAUGCAAAAGAAGUUUUUAAAUCUGUUGAUACUGCUGCGAUGUUAAUCUGUCUUGAAGUUCUUUGUGAAUAUGGAAGAGGAAUGGAACGAUUAAAAAUAUUAAAUACAUGUAUAAUGGAUUAUCAAACUGAUAUAGCAGCAGCAGCAGUAUUGAAUAGUGUAUUACUUUUAAAGAAUAAAGAAAUACAAUUGGAAAAUAUUUCAAAAUAUAUUCUUCAACCUGCAUUACAAUCAGAAGAACAAAAACUUCAUGAAAUGCUUGUUAUUGCUUUGAGCAAAAUAAGUUGUUAUAUAUCAGGAUGUGGAAAUUUCAUAAGGGAAUCUGAUAAUAUAACAUGGACAUUAGAAUGUACAUAUUGUAAUGAAAUAUCUGAAAAUAGUAUAAAUUCUAAUGCUUAUGUCUCAGAAGAAUAUGAUCAUCUACUUCGGCCAUAUUUUAAAUUAUUAUUUUCGAAUUCUGUUUCAGUACGUUUGCAAAUCUCUAAAAAUAUUCUCUCUUUUUCAAAUCACAUUAAGUCUUUUAACAAUAAUGAAAUAGCAAGAAUAUGGUUUUCAUAUGUAGAAGAUGAAAAUUUUGAAAUUCGUUCCAAUAUUGCUAGAGUAAUAAAAAGAUUAUUAUUGAAUAAAAUAAAUAUAUCGAAAUUUAUGUCCAUUCAAAAUGAAAAUGCAUUGAUUUGUUUAGAUGAAUUUAUUGAAUCAUUUAUUAAUAUUAUAGCACAUGCAGUUAUGAAAGCUUUAACAAAUUCAAAUCAUGCAUUGCAUGAUACUUUACUUGUUACUGCCAAAAAUUGUGCAUGUAUUCCAUUACAUAUAAUUGAAAGAUAUAUUUUAAAUAUAUUUUUGAUUACCAUAGUACAUUCAACAUCAUCUUCAGCAACAAUAGCAUUUGCAACUACUGCUUAUCAUGAUAUUGCUAAAUUCUUAAAUGUUUCUCCAAAAGUUUUAUAUAUCCGAUAUAAAAAAAAUUUUCUUAAGCUUAUAAUGCAAUGUGCAGUUUAUAAUUUUAUACAUUAUUCUUACAACAUAGCUACAUCUAUACAUCGUGUUGCAAAAUGUAUUGGAUAUGAAGGAUCACGUCAAUUAUUACGCAAAGAUGGGCAUUAUGCAGUAUGCUAUUUGCUUUCUUUUAUUAUUGAUGUACCAAAUGCAAAAACUCUCUUACAUGAUAUAGCUGAAUUAAUUAGUAUGGAUGAAAAACAAAUGUUAAAAGAAUAUUUUUCUCAUAUUUGCAGUUAUGCAUUUUUAAACAUGUCUCUUACUACCGCUAUGGAAUGUUUAAGAUUAGUUUCAAAAAUUACACAAACAAAUUUAUCUCUUCUAAUAAAGCAAUCAUUUAUGGGUAUAUUUGAAAAACUAAUGUUAAAUUUUCAUGAAUCUCCUGAAAAGAUAAUUGGAUUAUUAAAAAUUAUAUCUGAUUAUGAUAGUAAUUUAGAAAAAAAUUACAUUAUACAUAAAGGGAUUGAGUCUUAUUUGAAUUUACGUUUACAUGGUAUAUUAGUUAACUUUGAUAUAAAGCUUGGAUCAAAAUCAGAUGAACAUACUCAACAAUCUGCACUUGCUUCAUUAGCUGCACUAAUGCAUUAUAUGGGUUCACAGUAUUUGACACCAUUGAGAUAUAAAAUCUUAGCAACAUUACGAACUUCAUUAGGAUUUAAAAGACCAGGAUUUGGACCUCUUUUAUGUGAUGCAUGGAAUGCAUUCAUUCAUAAUAUAGCUAUUAAAGAACUUGGUCCAUUGUUACCAACUAUAUAUGUUUCAUUGAUAUCAUUAUUAAAUAUGUAUAGAGAAAAAAUAAUUGCAAUGCUAAAGUUUCUGAUUAUUAAAUGUAAUGAAGAAUGUCCAGAUUACAUUGCAGAAUUAUUUUUCAUAGAUGAUAUUGAUGUUCCAGUUGAAAUAUCAAGUAUAAUUAAAGCACAUAUUUUGCAAACUAGACCUAAAGGUUUUGAAGCAAACUUAAAAUUAUGGAUUGAACGAAUCACGCAUGAAACAGAUGAAGUAAUAAUCAGAGCAUUGAUGUAUUUACAAAAAUUUCUAGCUGAAAAUCGUAGCCAAUUGAAUGAAAUGAUUUUAAGUGAAACAAAUAUUCAUCCACUGAUAGUUGAACUAUUACAUACAUUAUUAAUUGGAUGUCAACAUAAAGAUAAAAGUAUCCGUCUACUUUAUGGUGAAUGUUUAGGAGAAUUAGGUGCUAUUGAACCAAGUCUUCUUCCUCGUAGAAUUAUUUCUAGAGUUGAUAGUAAAUUUAUCGCUGAUAUGAAUGAAGAAUUUGCAUGUGCUAUACUUUUCGAACAUGUUCGAGCGUUUCAAAUGCAGAAAAGUAGUCAGAGUAUGGAUUGUUUUUCACUUGCUAUUCAAGAAAUUUUAAAAACAUAUGAUAUUUCACCUCAAGGUAAAAACAAUGAAUUAUGGAGUAAUUUACCUGUAUCUAUGAAACAGAUUAUUACUCCUUUUUUAACUUCACAUUAUAAAAUUGCAACUAUUAGCGAUAAUGAAACGUUUCCUCAUCCUAUUUAUGGUUCUGAAGCUGGUUCUUCUGUAGAAAAUUGGGCUUAUAAUUGGCUUUGCAAUAUGUUUAAUAAUAUCCAUGAUGAAAUUCUUAAUAAUGUAUUACGUGCAUGUAAAUUAGCAUUGAAGCGAGAUAUAAAAAUAUUAACAUUUUGUUUACCUCAUGUUGUUUCAUAUAUAAUAACAAAUGGUACCGAACAAGAACAUGCAAAAAUACGAGAAGAAAUGUUGACAAUUAUAGAUGUUAGAAAAAAGCCUACACUUGAUUCCGAAUUAUCACGUCAUAGACCUCUUAGACAUGGAUAUAAUAUAAAGUUAGAUAUUCGAAUUUCUGAAGAAACAAGACGUACACGUUGUGCACAGAUUAUAUUUUCAGUAUUAGAUCAUUUGCAAAGAUGGCUUUGGGAACAACGAUUAGUUCAUGAUUAUAAAUAUAAAGCUUUAAAAAAUUUUUGUGAAACAUUAAAUGCAUUAGUAGUGGCAGAAGGCUGUUAUCAAUUUCAAGAAUAUCAUAGAGCAUUAAUGUAUUUAGAGCAACAUAUGAUUUCUUCUAAUAAAGGAUUAUCAGAAGCAUUGGAGGGCGGAUUACUUGCUAAAAUAUAUGCGCAAUUAGAUGAACCAGAUGGUAUAUCUGGUAUAUUAGCUACUCAAGAUCAUACUCCUACUGUUCAACAAUUAGUCUUAGCUCAUGAAGUUAAUGGACAGCUUCAAGAUGCUGCAACGUGUUACGAGAGAUUAGCACAAAAGAAGACUUUAAAGCAUACAUAUUUGCAAGGAAUGAUCCAAUGUUAUCUUGGACUUGAUCAACCUUUUACAGCAAAACAUAUUACUGAAGGAAUUUUGAGUAAUCGGCCAGAAUUAGAAUCAUUAAUGAUUGAACAAGAACCUUUUUGGAGAUUAGCUCAUUUUAUUAGAUUUGAUGACACUUCUCAAAAGAAUAUAAAGCAUAUAUUACUUGAAGAUCUUAAAAAAGGUAUUAAACCUGAUUUAACAUCUUUGAAAAGGAAUAUAGUGUCACUAUUAGAAGAUGCUUCACGUCCAGGGGCUUAUCAACAAAGCUAUUCUUAUAUCAUGAAGCUACAUAUUCUAAAUGAAUUCGAUAAGGCAAUUGCUACAAUGUUAAACAAUAUAGAACAAUUACCAAUGAUAUUUGAAGAAUGGGAAAAACGCGGUCAACUUGUUCGUGCUUCUCGAGGAGUAGAAUUUGUAUUAAGUAUGCGUAGAGCUACACUAGACUUAGCACUUCAAUUGCAAAGAGAAAUUGAAAAUAAAGAAAAUUCAGUACUCAAACAAGAAAUUGGAAAGAUUUGGCUUAAAAGUGCAAAAAUUGCAAGAAAAAAUAGACAGCAUCAACAAGCGUAUAUGUAUAUUUUAUCAGCGAGCGAUUCUUGUCCUCCCCAGCAACUUUAUAUAGAACAAGCUCAAUUAUAUUGGCAAAAAGGUUGUCAGGAAGAUGCUUUUAUAACACUAAAGCGAUGUUUUUCUAGUUAUUUUCAGCCAGCUAUGUAUUACAAAAACUUAUCAUCAGGAGAAUGUUUAGAAGAAAGAAAGCAAUGUGCAAAGGCAAAACUUUUAUAUGCAAAAUAUAAUGAUGAAACAGUUAAUGUAGAUACUGAUGCUAAUAUUAUAAAUUACAAAGAAGCUAUUGAAGUAUGGAGAGAAUGGGAAAAAAGUUUACUAUUUUGUGCACGAUAUUAUGAAUCUGUUAUAGAUAGAAUGACAGAUGAAGAAAAAGAUUCAAGAGGACGAGAUUUACAAGUGCAUACUAUGAAUUAUUAUGGGAAAUCACUUCAAUAUGGUUGCAAAUAUAUUCAUCAGUCUAUGCCAAGAAUGUUAACUAUAUGGUUAGAUUUUGCUUCUCGUGCAACACGAUCUAAUAAUCUUAUGAAUCAAUCAAAUCAAGAACAAAUCAAAUUACGAAAAGAUGCAUUAUUGAAAAUGUCAAAAAUUAUGGAAGUGUAUCAAGAAAGAUUACCAAUAUUCAUGUGGCUAACUGCAUUUAGCCAACUUGUUUCGAGAAUAUGCCAUCCUUCUAUUGAAGUACAGAAAACUAUUUGUAUAAUAUUAGUAAAAUUAAUUCAUGCUUAUCCUCAACAUAGUUUAUGGAUGAUGGCAUCUGUUAUUAAUUCUUCUUAUCCAGCACGUCAGAAACGUUGUCAAGAAAUUCUCAGUCAUGUCAAACUUAAAACACCAGAAAUGACAAAACUUAUUUCAGAUUUUCAUAAAUUAUGGGAGAGAUUAAUUGAGCUAUCAAAUAAAGCAAUUCCAGAUGGGAUUAUGAAUACUACAAUAAGUCUUUUGUCUCGGAAUCUUCCUCGUUUACUUUCAAAUAAGGAAUUUAGUUCGAUAAUGAUACCAACAACUAAAUUUAGACAAUUGCAUUUGCCAUCUAAGGGCAUGUCAUUAGAAAAUCAUAAUGUAUUUUCUUCAAAUUGGAUUCAUAUAUCAGGAAUAGAAGAUAAUGUGGUUGUUAUGCCAUCUCUUCAAAGACCACGACGUAUUACAUUAAAAGGAUCAGAUGGUAAAGAAUAUCUAUUUAUGUGUAAACCAAAAGAUGAUUUACGAAGAGAUUUUAGAUUAAUGGAAUUUAAUGAUAUUGUAAAUAAAUAUCUUCAAAAUGAUCCAGAAUCACGGCAAAGAAGAUUAUAUAUUCGGACAUAUAGUGUUGUUCCUCUCAAUGAAGAAUGUGGUUUAGUAGAAUGGGUACCAAAUUUAGUUGGAUUUAGACCCAUUAUAAUAAGUUUAUAUAAAGAAAGAGGUAUUGCAAUUUCAAAUAGAGAACUUAGAAGUAUAUUAUGUUCAUUGAAAGAUCCAUUGGAAAAAAAAAGAAAAGUAUUUUUAGAACAACUUCUUCCGCGACAUGCAUCGGUACUUGGAGAUUGGUUUCGUCUUACAUUUCCUGAUCCAUAUGGAUGGUACGAAGCACGUACAGCCUAUAUUAGAACUACAGCAGUAAUGUCUAUGGUGGGAUACAUUCUUGGCCUUGGAGAUCGUCAUGGAGAAAAUAUAUUAUUUGAUUCUAAAUGUGGAGAUUGUGUACACGUAGAUUUUAAUUGUUUAUUUAAUAGGGGAGAAUUAUUUGAGUGGCCAGAACGUGUACCAUUUCGAUUAACGCAUAAUAUGGUAGAUGCUAUGGGACCAUUAAAAAUUGAAGGACCAUUUAGGCGUGCUUGUGAAAUAACUAUGAGGGUUCUUCGACAACAAAGUAGUACGUUAUUAAGUGUAUUGACGCCAUUUGUGUAUGAUCCUCUAGUAAGCUGGAAUAAAAAUCAUAUGGGUGAAGGUAGUGAAAAGACAAAUGAAAAAGCUGUAGAACAUAUAAAAAAUAUAGAACAACGAUUGAAAGGAUUAAUUCGAUAUCAUGGAAAAAAAUUAGAAAACAUUGCUUUAAAUCUUAGUGUCGAGGGACAAACCAAUCAUUUGAUUCUAGAAGCAACAAAUGUAGAUAAUCUUUGUCAAAUGUACUUUGGAUGGGGUGCAUAUAUGUAAAAAAUAUUACCAAUAUAAUAUAUAAUAAUAUAAUAUUUAUA